Andrographis paniculata is the source of this 1690-nucleotide messenger RNA. RefSeq lists its product as uncharacterized. Lineage: Eukaryota; Viridiplantae; Streptophyta; Magnoliopsida; Lamiales; Acanthaceae. The transcript has 19 exons. The record is from RefSeq and is a predicted model, not a curated record. Gene Ontology annotation, biological process: dGTP catabolic process. Gene Ontology annotation, molecular function: dGTPase activity. Gene Ontology annotation, cellular component: nucleus. Bases 1 to 1473 code for a protein of 490 amino acids.
AUGAGCUUUUCGGAGACGAGAAGCAUGGAACCGAGCUGCGAAGGAGGGGUUCCGAGCAGUACCAGUUCCGUGGUGAGGUCGACUGACGGUAGAAGGUUCACGAAGCACAUACAUGAUAAUGUUCACGGCCACAUCUAUGUCGAUCCUCUUUCUUUGAAGUUUGUCGACACAGAACAGUUUCAGAGGCUUCGUGAUUUGAAGCAGCUAGGUUUCACAUACAUGGUGUAUCCUGGGGCUAUGCAUUCUCGGUUUGAGCAUUCACUUGGAGUCUAUUGGCUGGCUAGUGAAGCUGUAAACAAAUUGAAAACCUAUCAAGGCUUGGAGCUUGGUAUAGAUAGCUUUGACAUACAAACUGUAAAACUUGCUGGUCUGCUGCAUGAUUUGGGCCAUGGACCAUUUAGUCACACAUUUGAGCGCGAAUUUAUUCCAAGAGUUCUCAAUGGCAUGAAAUGGUCUCAUGAAGAAAUGUCUAUCAAGAUGAUAGACUACAUUGUUGAUGAACAUAACAUUGAUUUUGACCCCAACAGUCUCAAAAGGGUGAAGGAGAUGAUAACUGCCGCUGAGAACAGUACACCAAAUAGCUUCAAAGAAAAGCCUUUCUUGUACGACAUUGUUGCUAAUGGACGAAACGGAAUUGAUGUUGACAAAUUUGAUUACAUUGUCCGUGACUCCAGGGCGUGUGGGCUUGGCUGCAAUUUUCUGUUUCAGAGGGUGUUGGAUACUAUGCGAGUGAUGAACAAUGAGAUUUGUUAUCGUGCUAAGGAGUAUCUCACUAUCUACAAGCUAUUUUCGACCCGGGCAGAUUUGCAUCGCACAGUCUAUACACAUGCAAAAGUAAAGGCUGUAGAACUCAUGGGCCUUGAUGCCUUGGCCAUGGCAAAUGAUGCUCUUAAGAUUUCAUCAUUCAUUGAUGAUCCAGCUGAAUUCUGGAAGUUAGAUGAUACAAUAUUGAAGACAAUUGAAACAUCUACAAACCAAGAUCUGAAGGAAUCAAGAGAUUUGCUCCGUCGUAUUCGGAGAAGGGAUCUUUACCAGUAUUGCAAUGAGUUUGCAGUUCCUAAGGACGAGAUGGAUUACUUCAAAGAUGUCACUUCUCAAGACAUUAUCUGCUCACAGGAAUCUAGUCACCCAACUUUAAAUGAAGAUGAUAUUAUCGUAAGCAAUGUGAAAAUCGAUCUGUCCCGUGGAAGGAACAAUCCACUUGAACGCAUCAAGUUUUUUAAGGACUAUGACAGCGUCGACAAAUUCGAUGUAAAAGAUCAUUUGGUCAGCCACUUGCUGCCCACAUGUUACCAAGAUUUGAUCGUGAGAGUUUACUGCAAGAAGUCCCAGUUGGUCGGAGCCGUCUCCAAGGCCUUUGAAAAUUUCCAGAUGAAAACAUAUGGUAAGAAAACUCAAGUCCACGAAACUCCAGAUAAAAAGAAGCGGAAGAAAUGCAACACUCAGAUUGCUGAAACCGAGCAACAAGAAUAAUCACACGGUUAAGUAACAGGUUUUUUUUUUUUGCUACAUAAUUGCAAUCUCACUAGAAUGAAACCCCUUAAGGCUUAGGCAACUUUAUUCUUUCUAUAAUCUCCAUGCCACAAUAUAUUCAUUGCUUGACACUAAUAACUAUACUAUCUCCAGUGACCCAAAUAUUGCAAAGGAAACAUAGACAUUAAGAAAUGAAUAACUACCGUUCGAGAGAGAA